CGCCCAGUCCGCGCAGGCACACCUUCCCCUCCCAGCGGGCGAGACCCCCGCCUCCUCAGCAGCGAUCCUCCCUUAACCUAGUAUUCUGUUUCCGGGCGGGUGGAGUCAAAUUCGUGGGAUGCCAGCGCCCUGGAUUCGCCUCCCUUUUACCCGUCCCCACCUCGGAGUCUGGGGUGAAGUAAGGAGCCUGAGUGCGACAGGCAGAGCCAGACCCCAGAGCCAGGAGGAGUGAGAACUCUGACCCUUAACCCCACUGCAUCCAUCCAAUAGGAGCCCAGCCACCAUGGCGGAGCUGCAGGAGGUGCAGAUCACGGAGGAGAAGCCGCUGUUGCCGGGGCAGACACCUGAGGUGGCCAAGACUCACUCUGUGGAGACACCUUAUGGCUCCGUCACUUUUACUGUCUAUGGCACACCCAAACCCAAACGCCCAGCGAUACUCACCUACCACGAUGUGGGACUCAACUAUAAAUCCUGCUUCCAGCCGCUGUUUCAAUUUGCGGAUAUGCAGGAAAUCAUUCAGAACUUCAUGCGGGUUCAUGUGGACGCCCCUGGAAUGGAAGAGGGGGCUCCUGUGUUCCCUUUGGGAUAUCAGUACCCAUCUCUGGACCAGCUUGCGGACAUGAUCCCUUGCAUCCUGCAGUACUUAAAUUUCUCCACAAUAAUUGGAGUCGGUGUUGGAGCUGGGGCCUACGUCCUGUCCCGAUAUGCUCUUACCCACCCAGAUACUGUCGAGGGUCUUGUCCUCAUCAACAUCGAUCCCAAUGCCAAGGGCUGGAUGGAUUGGGCAGCCCACAAGCUAACAGGCCUCACCUCUUCCAUUCCGGAGAUGAUCCUUGGACAUCUUUUCAGCCAGGAAGAGCUGUCUGGAAAUUCUGAGUUGAUACAAAAGUAUAGAAAUAUCAUUACACAUGCCCCCAACCUGGAGAACGUUGAACUGUAUUGGAACAGCUACAACAAUCGCCGAGACCUGAACUUUGAGCGUGGAAGCGAUAUCACCCUCAAGUGCCCUGUGAUGCUGGUGGUAGGAGACCAAGCACCCCAUGAAGAUGCAGUGGUGGAAUGUAACUCAAAACUGGACCCCACCCAGACUUCUUUCCUCAAGAUGGCUGACUCCGGAGGUCAGCCCCAGCUGACUCAGCCAGGCAAGCUGACCGAGGCCUUCAAGUACUUCCUGCAAGGCAUGGGCUAUAUGGCCUCGUCCUGCAUGACUCGCCUGUCCCGGUCUCGCACAGCCUCCCUGACCAGUGCUGCAUCCCUGGAUGGCAACCGAUCCCGCUCUCGCACCCUGUCCCAGAGCAGCGAGUCUGGGCCUCUCCCUUCAGGGCCCCCAGGGCACACCAUGGAGGUCUCCUGUUGAAUGACCCUUGUUGCCCUGAUGUGGGACCCAGCCCUCAUCUCCCCCAGCACUAACCUGGGAGGUGCGUAGGGCACUGGGCCAGAGUGAGCGAGGGAAGCGGGGCAGAUUGUGUGAGGAGAGGAACUUGAUCUUUGAUUGCUACCCUAACCUUGACCUCUAACCUGUGAUUCCCCUCAGCUCCUGAGAGAGAUGUCCUAAUAUCUCUUAGGGACCCAGACCCCUAAAUGACCCCCCUCCAUCAUGGUGUUAAGGCAGAGAAGGCACGUAUCCCCUCUUCCCACUCUGGGUGUCUGUAGCUAAGGGAUAAGAGGUGGUUGUUGUUGUCCGUGGCGCCUCCUCCAGACUCCGCCUCCUUAUGCCAUAUUGCAGGAGUCGGGGGCUCGGGGCUGGGGCACCACUCACCAAACCUGAUAUGGCUUCUCGUGAACCCUUCAGACUGCUGAAGGGUAUGGGCCUCAAUGAAUGUGGGUCAGGAGAACUGCUUGUGGGUUAGUGGUCCUCAGGAUGUGACAGAAACAUUCAGUGUGGAAAUGGAAGCUGGAAUGGGAAGUGGUGGACAGUGAACAAGUGUGACAAAAGGAUUGGAGCUGGGCAAUAGGAAGGGGGCUGGGGCCAUUGGCUGCUCUAACUUUGGUAGCUGUCUAGACAGUGUGUGUCUAGAGUGGGAGUGGGGGAGGGAGCCAAGCUGGGCAGGGUUGCUUGGGGCUUGGCAUCGCGGUGGGAAGGGCUGCCUCGGGGUUCUGACCACAGUGCGUUAUGUGUGGGGGUCGCCCUCCUGUCUCCCACAACUUCUGCUGUAACAAUAAACUGUAGAGGAAUCCAAGUUCCAUUAUUCUUC
Molecule: messenger RNA, 2195 nt
Organism: Kogia breviceps (pygmy sperm whale)
Lineage: Eukaryota; Metazoa; Chordata; Mammalia; Artiodactyla; Physeteridae
Gene: NDRG2
Product: NDRG family member 2
Biological process (GO): signal transduction
Cellular component (GO): cytoplasm
Source: RefSeq, a predicted model, not a curated record